UCCGUGCGCUGUGCAGCAUCCAACCAUUUUCCACAUCUCACUCGCAGGCAACAGAAUUUGCAGAUCCGUAGAUGGGCGAGGCACUUCCAUUGUGGUGAAAGUGCUCUACGUUGGGUGCCACUGGAGUGCAGUAAUUCGGAGCCGAGGGAAGCUGAAACUGAAAUUUGCAACAAUCUAAAGAUGGUGAACGCGAAGCUGAUUCUGCUGUGUUUUGUCACCCUAAGCUCGGCACAGGCUUCCAUCGUACACAUCGAAGCCAAUCCCGACGCCAAGCGGUUGUACGACGAUUUGCUGAGCAACUACAAUCGGUUGAUACGGCCCGUGGUGAAUAACACUGAAACGCUGACCGUUUGGCUGGGGCUGAAGCUGUCGCAGCUGAUCGAGGUGAGCCUCCGGAACCAGGUGAUGACGACCAACCUGUGGGUGAAGCAAAAGUGGUUCGACUACAAGCUCAAGUGGGACCCGGAAGAGUAUGGCGGUGUGGAGAUGCUGUACGUACCAUCGGAGCAGAUCUGGUUGCCGGACAUUGUGCUGUACAACAAUUGGGACGGAAACUACGAGGUGACGCUGAUGACGAAGGCCACGCUGAAGUACACGGGCGAAGUGUUCUGGGAGCCACCGGCCAUUUACAAGUCGUCCUGCGAGAUGAACGUCGAGUACUUUCCGUACGACGAGCAGACCUGCCUGAUGAAGUUUGGCUCGUGGACGUACAACGGUGCGCAGGUUGAGCUGCGGCACCUCGAUCAGAUUCCCGGCAGCAAUCUGGUACAGAUCGGCAUCGAUCUGAGUGAGUUUUAUUUGUCCGUCGAGUGGGACAUGCUGGAGGUUCCUGCAAGCCGCAACGAGGAAUACUAUCCGUGUUGUCCGGAACCGUUUUCAGGUAUGGUGGUACCCGCAAUGAAUUCGGGGACAGUGCUGAAACAGGGAACAUGUUUUUCUUUUGCAGACAUCACGUUCAAGCUCACGAUGAGACGCAAGACGCUCUUCUACACGGUCAAUCUGAUCAUUCCAUGCGUCGGCAUCACGUUCCUGACCGUGCUCGUGUUCUAUCUGCCGAGUGAUUCGGGCGAGAAGGUCACGCUCUGCAUCUCGAUACUGGUGUCGUUGACUGUGUUCUUUUUGCUGCUGGCCGAAAUCAUCCCUCCCACGUCACUGGCGGUGCCACUUCUGGGGAAGUAUCUGCUCUUCACGAUGAUCCUUGUGUCGCUGUCGGUUUGGACGACGGUUUGUGUGCUGAACGUCUGGUACAGGAGCACAUCAACGCAUAAAAUGUCACCAUUCGUCCGGAGGCUGUUCCUGGAGAUUAUGCCAAAGAUUCUGAUGAUGCGCCGGGCCAAGUACACGCUGCCGGAUUACGACGAUUCGACGCCCAGCAACGGUUACACGAAUGAAAUCGAAAUGAGUGUUAGUGAUUUUCCCGGCGAGUUCAAGGAGGGCGGCGACAGUUUCGAUAAUAUAGGAGUUAAUCUAUCGCACGGUUCAGUCGAGGCGGACAAUGUCAUACCGAAGCAAUUAUCAGCGGAGGUGCUGUCCGCGAUACAGGCGGUAAGAUUUAUCGCCCAGCACAUCAAGGACGCCGAUAAGGAUAAUGAGAUCGUUGAAGAUUGGAAGUUUGUCUCGAUGGUGCUGGACCGGUUCUUCCUGUGGGUGUUUACGAUUUCCUGCAUUUUCGGCACGUUCGGAAUCAUCUUCCAGAGCCCGUCGCUGUACGAUACGCGGGCACCGGUCGAUCAGCAGCUGAGCGAAAUUCCACUGCGCAAGAACAACUUUAUGCUUCCGCCGGACAUAGUGCGCAUCACGCUCGACUAAGCUGGAGCCUGGAGGGUCGUCGAAGUCGGCACUUCGGAAUACGACGUGGUUAACGUAUCAAAUUAAGAAUUUUAUAGUACAUAACCUAACCUACGGAGCAGACCGUGCAGUAUGAACGUGACGUAGUCAUUUUGACUAAUAGAUACGAUUAAGGAUUUCAGCUUAGCCCUACAUUCCUAAUGAAUCUACUUUAUAACAUACGAACAGCGAAUUGAUGGUAUUUCUUAACGAAAACA
Anopheles bellator is the source of this 2045-nucleotide messenger RNA. It is a transcript of the gene nAChRbeta2, whose product is annotated as acetylcholine receptor subunit beta-like 2. Gene Ontology annotation, molecular function: transmembrane signaling receptor activity; acetylcholine-gated monoatomic cation-selective channel activity. Bases 181 to 1809 code for a protein of 542 amino acids. Gene Ontology annotation, cellular component: postsynaptic membrane; neuron projection; synapse. The transcript has 8 exons. The record is from RefSeq and is a predicted model, not a curated record. Gene Ontology annotation, biological process: chemical synaptic transmission; regulation of membrane potential; monoatomic ion transmembrane transport. Lineage: Eukaryota; Metazoa; Arthropoda; Insecta; Diptera; Culicidae.